Messenger RNA from Solanum stenotomum, 2558 nucleotides. RefSeq names its product cysteine-rich receptor-like protein kinase 2. The record is from RefSeq and is a predicted model, not a curated record. Bases 254 to 2284 code for a protein of 676 amino acids. NCBI's taxonomy places the organism in Eukaryota, Viridiplantae, Streptophyta, Magnoliopsida, Solanales, Solanaceae. Gene Ontology annotation, biological process: protein phosphorylation. The transcript is spliced from 7 exons. Gene Ontology annotation, molecular function: ATP binding; protein kinase activity.
CGCCUAGAAAUGCAGCGCGAUUAGGAGUGAAAGUGGAUGGAGUAGUGUUGGAAUACCAUCUUUGCAGAAAUUCUUAACAUCUUAAUGAUAUUAAAAUUUCGUUAUAGGUCUUAGUUAUUUAGAUAAACUCAGACUCGUUAAGCGGUGGCAAAACAAAAGAACAAAAUGCACUUAACGAUUGAUUAAGAUUUAGCCUUUAAAAGGCACAUAUAAUGACUAAAAGAUGAAGAAUUAAGACUCAGACAUUCAUUAAAUGCAAACAAACGCGACCUAUGUUGAUUUUCUUACAUUGUUUUCUAUGUUGUACAGCUCAUCUAGCAAAAUGGAAGGAGCAACUCCUUCAGUGUUAUGUAGUCACUUUGUUGUCAUGUUGAUCCUACUUCUACCAGAUACAUCAGUGGCUGAACCAAGAUCCCAGAUAAUCCAGCUCAUAUGUGGAAACAGAACGACGGUUUCCGUCCCAAAUUUUGUCGGUACAAUGGAAACGUUGAGUGAACAAGUGAGAGCUAGAGGAUAUGGAGUAGCAGUUACUGGCACUAGACCAGAUGCUACCUAUGGAAUUAGCCAAUGCUAUGGUGAUCUAUCAUUAAUCGACUGUGUCUUAUGCUUUUCUGAAGUGCGAACCCUUAUUCCCCAGUGCUUCCCUUAUAACGGAGCACGAAUUUUUCUUGAUGGCUGCUUUAUGCGAGCGGAGAAUUACAGUUUCUAUGACCAGUAUUUAGGUCCAGAGGACAGGCGAGUAUGCGGAAAUAGGACGACAAAGGGUUCAUUGUUCCAACAGAAUGCUAGGGCAGCUGUUCAGCAAGCAGUUGGAAAUGCACCGAGUAAUAAUGGCUAUGCGCGUUCCCAAGUGUCAUUUCCCAGGGAUUCCAAUGAUACAGCUUAUGUUCUAGCUGAUUGCUGGAAGACGCUGAGUGCAAAUUCCUGCUCAGCGUGUUUGCAAAAUGCAUCUGCAUCCAUGUUGGGAUGCUUGCCUUGGUCAGAAGGUAGAGCUCUGUACACCGGAUGCUUCAUGAGGUAUUCCGAUACCAAUUUUCUCAAUGCUAUUACUACCAACGGAGGCUCGUCAUCAAGGGGAAAAGUUGUAGUCACUAUCAUUGUUGUUAGUUCCGUUGUCGUUUUGGGAGUAGGUGCUUUCAUUGAUUUUGGUGUCUGGAAGAAUAAACUAAUCCAGAAGAAGAGAAAAGGUGCAAAUGAUGCCGAGAAAUUAGUGAAGAUACUUCAUGACAUCAGCUUGAACUUCAAGUAUUCGACGCUUGACAAAGCCACGGGGUCAUUUGAUGAGGCCAACAAGCUCGGGCAAGGUGGAUUUGGCACAGUUUAUAAAGGUGUUUUGGCAGAUGGGAGAGAGAUCGCCGUCAAAAGGCUGUUCUUCAACAACAAACACAGAGUUGCAGAUUUUUAUAACGAGGUUAACAUAGUCAGCAGCAUUGAGCACAAAAAUUUGAUAAGGUUAUUGGGAUGCAGCUGCUCAGGACCGGAAAGCCUUCUUGUAUACGAGUUCCUCCCUAACCAGAGUCUUGAUCGCUUCAUAUUUGACCCUAUCAAAGGUAAAGCUCUAAACUGGGAGAAAAGAUUUGAGAUAAUUAUUGGUACAGCAGAAGGAUUGGUAUACCUUCACGAGAACACAAAGACACGAAUAAUACACAGAGACAUAAAGGCAAGCAACAUCCUGUUGGACUCGAGGCUCCGUGCAAAGAUUGCUGAUUUUGGGCUGGCCAGGUCAUUCCAAGAAGACAAGAGUCACAUAAGCACUGUCCUUGCUGGCACAUUGGGAUAUAUGGCUCCAGAAUACUUAGCACAUGGUCAAUUAACAGAAAAAGCAGAUGUUUACAGCUUUGGAGUUCUUCUACUAGAGAUUGUUACUGGAAAACAAAAUAACAAGAGAAAAAACGACGAAGAUACAGUCAGCUUAGUUUCCGAUGUGUGGGAGCACUUUCAACGCGGGAUAGUGGAGGAGCUGUUCGAUCCAAAUCUCAUGUUGCAUAACUGCCAUACAAUCAAUGUACAAAAUGAGGUUGCGAGAGUGUUACAUGUGGGACUUUUGUGCACUCAAGAGAUCCCAACGUUACGUCCAUUCAUGUCUAAGGCAUUAAAAAUGCUCGUGAAGAAAGACGAAGAGUUGCCUCCUCCUACUAAACCGCCAUUCGUGGAUGAGAAAACCAUGGAACUUCACGACCCUUGGGAGAAGAACUUGCUCAAACAAGGCGAUUCUGCUUCGAUUGCCAAGUUAUCUCACAGUUCUUUUUACCCAGAUGAUGAUAUCUCAGUGCUCCUGAACUGAAAGUGAUGUAAAAAUUAUAGCUAUCUCAAGCUGUCAAGCAUAUCCUUUCACCUCGUGUUCUUGAAGGAGACUUCAUCGUGAUCGAUCGAGCAGUUUGUUACAACAACCACAGCAACUAUGUUUCUGUCUCAAACAAGUUGAGGUCGGCCAUAUGAAUUCUCAGUAUUCCAUUUAAGCGGUUAGUUGUAAGUUUAAAACUUCAGAAUACAUUUUUCAAUUUUUUCAUGUAUUAUUUGUCAAUUUGGAAAAUAUUUUAUCUAGGAAAACAAGUUCU